Messenger RNA from Manis pentadactyla (Chinese pangolin), 1986 nucleotides. RefSeq names its product HGF activator (gene HGFAC). NCBI's taxonomy places the organism in Eukaryota, Metazoa, Chordata, Mammalia, Pholidota, Manidae. Bases 21 to 1922 code for a protein of 633 amino acids. Gene Ontology annotation, molecular function: serine-type endopeptidase activity. Gene Ontology annotation, cellular component: extracellular region; rough endoplasmic reticulum. The record is from RefSeq and is a predicted model, not a curated record. Gene Ontology annotation, biological process: zymogen activation; blood coagulation. The transcript has 14 exons.
AUGCUAGCUCAGUAGCAGCCAUGGGGUGCUGGGCCUGGGUGCCUGGCGCUUGGCUCCGGCCGGGACCAUCUCUGUUCCUGCUGCUGCUGCUGGUACCCCUCAGGGCGCAGCCCCAGGGCGGCAGGAACCAUACGGAAUCCCUUGAACCUAACGCCACAGUGACCCCUGGGACCACCAUGGUCCUUGUAACCUCAGUAACCCCUGCAACCCCAACCACAAGUGCUCCAGAGGCAGAGGGACCCCAUGCAGUGCUCACCGAGGACGGGCAGCCCUGCCGGUUCCCCUUCCGCUACGGUGGCCGCAUGCACCACUCCUGCACCUCGGAGGGAAGCGCCCACAGGAAGUGGUGUGCCACGACACACAACUAUGACCGGGACAGGACCUGGGGCUACUGUGUGCAGGCCUCCCAGCCCCGGGAGGGCUCAGCCGCCGUGGAUCCCUGUGCCUCUGGCCCGUGCCUCCACGGGGGCUUGUGCUCCAGCACCCAGGACCUCGAGUCGUACCACUGCACCUGCCCCGUGGCCUUCACGGGCAAGGACUGUGGCACAGAGAAAUGCUUUGAUGAGACCCGCUACGAGCACCUCGAGACGGGGGAUCGCUGGGCCCGAGUGCAACAGGGCGGAGUGCAACAGUGCGAGUGUGCUGGGGGCCGGGCCCAGUGUGAGGGCGCCCGCCACACAGCGUGCCUGAGUAGCCCGUGCCUGAACGGGGGUACCUGCCACCUGAUCGUGGCCACGGGGACCACCGUAUGUGCCUGCCCCCAGGGCUAUGCUGGGCGACUCUGCAACAUUGUACCCACCCAGCACUGCUUCACGGGGAACGGCACAGAAUACCGAGGUGUGGCCAGUACGGCAGCCUCAGGCCUCGGCUGCCUGGCCUGGAACUCCGACCUGCUUUACCAGGAGCUGCACGUGGACUCGGUGGGCGCCGCAGCUCUGCUCGGCCUGGGCCCCCACGCCUACUGCCGGAACCCGGACAAGGACGAGCGGCCCUGGUGCUACGUGGUGAAGGACAGCGCGCUCUCCUGGGAGUACUGCCGCCUGGCAGCCUGUGAAUCCCUCGGCAGAAAUCAGCCCCCGCCCCUCGACACCCUGCUGUCCCUGCCUGAGCCGGUCCCAGCCGAGCGCCAGGGCUGCGGCAGGAGGCACCGGAAGAGGAGCUUCCUGCGGCCGCGCAUCAUCGGUGGCUCGUCCUCGCUGCCCGGCUCUCACCCCUGGCUGGCCGCCAUCUACAUUGGGAACAACUUCUGCUCUGGGAGCCUUGUGCACACGUGCUGGGUGGUGUCCGCGGCCCACUGCUUCUCCAACAGCCCCCCAAGGGAGCGCGUCUCGGUGGUCCUGGGCCAGCACUUCUUCAACCGUACGACAGAUGUGACGCAGACAUUUGGCAUCGAGAAAUACAUCCCGUACCCCCAGUACUCGGUGUUCAGCCCCAGUGACCACGACCUUGUCCUGAUCCGACUGAAGAAGAAGGGGGCCCGCUGUGCUGUGCGCUCCCAGUUCGUCCAGCCCAUCUGCCUGCCUGAGCCUGGCAGCCCCUUCCCCACUGGACACAAGUGCCAGAUUGCAGGCUGGGGCCACCAGGAUGAGAAUGUGAGCGGCUACUCCAGCUCGCUGCGGGAGGCUCUGGUCCCCCUGGUCGCCGACCACAAGUGCAGCAGCCCUGAGGUGUAUGGGGCCGACAUCAGCCCCAACAUGCUGUGUGCUGGCUACUUUGACUGCAAGUCUGAUGCCUGCCAGGGGGACUCAGGUGGGCCCCUGGCCUGUGAGAAGAAUGGGGUGGCCUACCUGUAUGGCAUCAUCAGCUGGGGCGAUGGCUGUGGGCGCCUCAAUAAGCCUGGGGUCUACACCCGUGUGGCCAAUUACGUGGACUGGAUCAACGACAGAAUUCGGCCCCCUAAGCGACCUGCGGAGCCCUCCUGAGACCCCCGGGCAUCCUGCCUCUGCACCAUCCCUGCCUGGCUGGCAAUAAAUGCGACCCCGAGAA